This is a messenger RNA of Arabis nemorensis, 1392 nucleotides long. Lineage: Eukaryota; Viridiplantae; Streptophyta; Magnoliopsida; Brassicales; Brassicaceae. The record is from the annotation of a GenBank genome assembly.
AUGGCAUUGAAUCGUGUAGGACUUGUUUGCUCAGCCAUCUUGUUGCUAAGCAUCUUCGUCGUGAGCCAUGCCGGAGUCACCAGUAACUACGUCAGAGUAGCUGAACCUUCCGAGGAGAUGCCACUCGAAACCUUUCCUCCUCCUCCCGGUUACAACGCUCCCGAACAAGUUCAUAUAACGCAAGGAGAUCACAAUGGUCGAGGUAUGAUAAUCUCGUGGGUAACCCCGAUAAAUGAUGAGGGAUCUAACGUUGUUACAUACUGGAUCGCGGAUAGCGACGCGAGUACAAAUCAGACCGCUGAGGCGACAACGACGUCCUAUAGAUACUUCGACUACACUUCCGGUUUUCUUCACCAUGCCACUAUCAAAGGGCUUGAGUACGUUACUAAGUAUUUCUACGAGCUUGGAACCGGUCGUUCCACUAGACGAUUCUCCUUCAUGACUCCUCCGAAAGUUGGUCCUGAUGUUCCCUACACAUUCGGUGUUAUUGGUGAUUUGGGACAAACGUUUGCCUCUAACCAGACAUUGUACAAUUACAUGUCAAACCCUAAAGGCCAAGCUGUUCUUUUUGCUGGAGACUUGUCGUACGCCGAUGACCACCCGAACCACGACCAAAGAAAAUGGGAUUCUUACGCUCGCUUUGUUGAAGCAAGCGCCGCGUAUCAGCCUUGGAUAUAUGCUGCAGGGAACCACGAAAUAGAUUACGCCCCAUCAAUAGGUGAGACUGAGGCCUUCAAGCCAUACAAAAACCGCUACCACGUUCCGUACAGAGCCUCGAAGAGCACAUCUCCACUUUGGUACUCAAUUAAACGAGCCUCUACUUACAUCAUCGUGCUCUCCUCUUACUCUGCUUUUGACAAGUACACACCGCAAAACUCUUGGCUCGAGAGUGAGCUCAAGAAAGUCAAUAGAGAAGAGACACCAUGGCUGAUUGUUAUGGUUCAUUCGCCCUGGUACAACAGCAACAACUAUCACUAUAUGGAAGGUGAAAGCAUGAGAGUCACGUUCGAGCCAUGGUUCGUCCAAAAUAAAGUUGAUAUUGUCUUUGCUGGUCAUGUUCAUGCCUACGAGCGAUCAGAGCGUGUCUCCAACAUUAACUACAAUAUCACUGAUGGUUUGAGUAGUCCCGUCAAAGACCCAUCUGCUCCAAUUUACAUCACCAUUGGAGAUGGAGGCAAUAUCGAAGGAAUCGCUAACGAUUACACGUAUCCACAACCGAGUUACUCAGCGUAUAGAGAGGCGAGUUUUGGACACGCUAUGUUAGAGAUAAAGAAUCGAACCCAUGCACUUUACACUUGGCAUAGGAACCACGAUAACGAGCCUGUUAUCGCUGAUUCUUUAUGGGUGAAGAACCGAUAUUUCCUUCCGGAGGAAGAGACAUCUUUGGUGUGA